AUGGCAUCUUUCUCCGGUAUCGUAGGUAUCGUGUUCUCGUGUAUUUUCGGUGUCGCUGUCGCUCAAUUAUCUUCUGAUUUUUACGCAACUUCAUGCCCCAAAGCUCUCUCCAUUAUCAAUGACACAGUUGUUAAGGCAGUCCAGAAAGAACUCCGCAUGGGAGCUUCUUUGCUCCGACUUCAAUUCCAUGAUUGCUUCGUUAAUGGUUGUGACGGUUCUGUCUUACUGGAUCAAACAUCCAACAUAACGGGAGAGAAAGAUGCGCUUCAGAAUCAGAAUUCUUUGAGGGGAUUCGAAGUGGUUGACGACAUAAAAGCGGAGCUCGAACAUGCUUGUCCUGGAGUUGUCUCCUGUGCUGACAUUUUAACCGUUGCAGCUCGUGAUUCUGUUGUCGCCUUGGGCGGUCCUUCUUGGGCUGUGGAGCUAGGAAGAAGGGAUUCUUUGAAUGCAAGUAAAGAAGCAGCCGAGAAAGACCUCCCUGUAUUCUCCCAUGAUCUCGAGACUCUCACCGCACUCUUUGCAAGAAAGGGUUUCAAUGCCUCCGAACUAGUGAUUCUAUCAGGAGGUCACACCAUUGGGAGUGCAGCAUGUGUAACUUAUAGAGUCCACAUAUACAACGACACAUACAUAGAUCCCGUUUUCCGACAGUCUCUGCAAUCGAUUUGCAAAUUUAGAGGUCCGAUUGAUCCUUUGGCGGCUCUUGAUAACACGGCCGACGUCUUCGACAACGAGUUCUUCAAAGAUCUAUUGCACUUGAAGGGUGUUCUUAGGACAGAUCAAGUGCUUUACCAUAAUGCUACCACAGACGAGCUGGUGAAGACAUAUAGUAACAACUCUGCUUUGUUUUUCUCUGAUUUCGGAGCUGCAAUGGUUAAGUUGGGAAAGCUCGACGUGCUUCUUGGAUCGCAAGGACAAAUCCGAACUAAUUGCAGGAAAGUUAACGAAUAG
Carica papaya (papaya) is the source of this 948-nucleotide messenger RNA. RefSeq names its product cationic peroxidase 1-like. The record is from RefSeq and is a predicted model, not a curated record. Gene Ontology annotation, molecular function: heme binding; peroxidase activity. Lineage: Eukaryota; Viridiplantae; Streptophyta; Magnoliopsida; Brassicales; Caricaceae. Gene Ontology annotation, biological process: hydrogen peroxide catabolic process; response to oxidative stress.